AUGGUUGGGAGACGCAAGGGCGGCGAUGAGGCUGUCGGUGGCGAAGCACCUUCGCCUGAACUCAUUGCGUCCGCGAAACUCUAUCUGGAGUCUCUGGUCAGCAACGGAUCCAUACCCCAAGGAAUCCGCAUCGAUGACAGUGCCACAAAGUCCUUGGCAGCCGUUGCGCAAUAUCUCGUAGACACCAUCAUGCAAGAUAUUUUGGCUGACAACAACGGUGCAGCGAUGGAACCGGAUAACAUGCAAAAGCUUGUCCAGAAGAAUGAUCCAUGGAAUCGAUUGUUUGGCGCUGCAUCCAUGUGCUAUGGUACAUAUCCGCAUGGAACUCUCCAGAAAGAUGACAUUGACUUGGGACCGUAUAUUUCUCGGAAAUGCGACGAAGCUCGCGUUACCCUAACACCCGAAGGCUUGGCCAUGCUGAAUUACUACAUGAGCAAAAUAUGUCGUCGCACUGUAGUGGAAGCUGGAAAGUUGGCCACUUUUGACAUGGUAUUGUCCCACGAGUCAAUUGGCACUUCCAUUAGUCUCACAUUCCCAGCAGGGCAACUUGCCAAGGAAGCAAGCGAAGCAGGAGCCAACGCUGCGACUGGUUAG
This is a messenger RNA of Seminavis robusta, 594 nucleotides long. Lineage: Eukaryota; Bacillariophyta; Bacillariophyceae; Naviculales; Naviculaceae. The record is from the annotation of a GenBank genome assembly.